Molecule: messenger RNA, 702 nt
Organism: Alnus glutinosa
Lineage: Eukaryota; Viridiplantae; Streptophyta; Magnoliopsida; Fagales; Betulaceae
Product: two-on-two hemoglobin-3
Exons: 4
Coding region: 71-589 (172 amino acids)
Biological process (GO): oxygen transport
Molecular function (GO): oxygen binding; heme binding; oxygen carrier activity
Source: RefSeq, a predicted model, not a curated record
UACAGACAUAUGAACAGCAGCCUCGCAAUUCUCAAAUCUAGCAUUCCAUUGGCGAGAGAGACCAAGCAAAAUGCAGGCGCUGCAAGCCAAGGCCUCCGAGUGGAGCGGAGUCAAGCAAGAAGACGCCUUUGCCAUUGACGAAACCAAUCUGUUCCAGAAGCUUGGCCUCCAGACCUUUAUUAACCUCUCCACCAAUUUCUACACCAGGGUAUAUGAUGAUGAGGAAGAAUGGUUCCGGUCAAUCUUUGCGAAUUCGAAGAAAGAGGACGCUAUUCAAAACCAAUACGAGUUUUUCGUGCAGAGAAUGGGAGGCCCUUCUCUUUACUCUCAGAGAAGAGGCCAUCCUGCUCUGAUUGCACGUCACCGACCAUUUUCCGUCACACAUCAAGCUGCCGAGAGGUGGUUAAAUCAUAUGCAACAAGCAUUGGACAGCACCCCGGAUAUUGAUGCAGACUCAAAAGUUAGAAUGAUGAACUUCUUCAGGCACACAGCAUUUUUUCUUGUAGCUGGAGAUGAGUUGAAGAGUCAAAGCCAACCACCUCCAUGCAAGCAUGGGAGCAGCAACCAGCUCCCUUGUAAAAAAUUUUAACAAAAUUUCCUUAUUCAGACAAGAUUAAUGUACUAUUAUUCAUCAAACCUCUUGAAUGUAAAAGGAAUACUUCCUUACAGCCUUUUCUCAAUAAAUCUUAUAAUUUCUGGAUA